CUCUUAUCGGACAGUGACCGCACCUUUUGCCUAGGUAAGGUACCUACCUACCUUAGUGGCUGUGACAGUGACCAUUAAUAAUACCGCCUUAGCACUUCAUCCUCAUGCUCGAUGGGGACCUCAUCGUCACCGAGCACCAUGAUCACAAUCGAAGAUGCACCUUCCGCUCAUCUCAGUUUUGACCAGAGGACGCUUUGAACAACAGGACAUGUAAGGCAGGUUUUGGCAAGCGCUUUGCUCGAUUUCGAAGAUGCAAGGGAAGCGGCGCAAUGAGCCCGGCAGUAGCGACGAGCGCCACAGACCUACAAAGCAUGCGCGCCUUACCGAAACCCACCCCUACGAUUCGAAUUCGAAAUCGAGGCCUCAAGACAACAACGCUAUCUUCGCCGCCACCGACUUGCUGUCCUCGUUAUCGGACGAGCUCCUCAUCCGCAUUCUGUCCUUCUUGUCCACUUCUAAUCUUCUCGGUAUCUCGCCCGUUUCCCGCCGUUUCUACCGCCUUUCUGCCGACUCUCAGCUAUGGCGCACGCUUUACUAUCAUCGCUUCGUCCUGCCGCGCGCUUUGAAGAUACCCGGUUUUCGCGAUGGCUCUGCAAGAGAUAGCAGUCGAAUACAGUUUUCCACACGCCGAACGGUCUGGGCCGACGGCGGCUGGGGUCGGAGAAAUGCUCUGGGAGAUUCUGUUGAUUGGAAGCGCCAGUACAAACUACGGCACAAUUGGGCCAGUGGUAAUGCUUUGGUUCAAGAGGUGAAGGUUGGGGAAUCUUUGCUCGACUCUGCGGGCUUAGGGAAGACUCUAGUCAAAGUGAUUGAGGGUAUCGCGGUCACUGCCGACUGCGUUUCUGGCAUGCGAGCCUGGGACCUCAAGACAAGAGAGCCAAUUGCCCAAAUCAGCUUCAAGCAUGGAAACUGCGGAUCGUUUCCUACUUGCUUAGCGAUUGACGGCCGGGAGUCUGAGAAUAAGAGACUUGACGUCGCAGUCGGUUUUCUGGACGGGAGCUUUGGCGUUUGGGAGCUUUAUAUUAAAGAAGCCAAGUUUCGGAAAAGAUACAAGCACGAAAAGUCCAGCAACGGCCGACUGGUGGAGAUCGUCUAUCAGCACCCCUUUAUACUCACGGCAACAGACUCAGUUCUGAUAUCUCUCUACGAUUUUGAACGAGCAUCCUCUGGCGGAAAGCCAGUGGCGUCCAGCGGCCAACGAGACACUGUCACUCUCAAAGAAAGGGGGAGUGAAGCUGCUGCGGAAACUGAGACCUUUCCAGAGUCAGAAAGGCCCAUGGCAGCGUCUCCAUUGUCAAAGUGUGACAACACCCAGAACCCAUUGCAAGGAACCACGCCGCUCCCGGCUCCUAUUCUCUUGACUUCACUCAAGUCACACACAUCCAGAGCCCCAUUGGCUCUGUCUAUUCGCCAGGUGACUUCGCAUAUAAUCGCUUCGAUUGCAUAUACGUUUUCUACUUUGGAAGGAUGGUCCAUUGGUAUACAGGAUCUACAGAUACGGCCACAAGGCGCAGGCCAGCCAGCUUCAGAAAUCGUCUCAACACGACUCGCUUUCACUAAGCCUGUGAAGGCUGCGCCUACAGUUUCAUUGACUUCCUCGACUGCGAGCCCGCAGCUUCCGUCCCAAAUACAGACUCCCGAAGGCCCGACGACACUGUGCUACAGCCAUCCGUAUCUUUUGGCUGCGCUACCAGAUAAUACUAUGAUUCUACACAUUUGUACAUCAAAUGCUACAAAGCUCGACAUUUCUUCAGGUAUUCGUCUCUGGGGCCAUACAUCAGGCAUCAGCGACGCUGAAAUCACGACAAGAGGCAAAGCCGUGAGUGUCAGCUCUCGAGGCGAAGAAAUACGAGUCUGGGAACUCGAGGGACGCGUCAGUGGCAAAAGCAUCGAGAUCAGGCCAAAAUCAACCUCAGGCUCUGUUUCCACAGAUACCGUCGUGCCCUCGCCUGAGGCGACGCUAGACCGCUGGGACGACCGACGUAAUUGGGUAGGCUUUGAUGACGAAAUGGUCAUCGUGUUGAAGGAAGCCAUGAACGGGAAGGAGAGCCUCGUUGUGUAUGAUUUCUCAUGAACGACUCCGAUGAGGGACCAAAGCUAGCACCAUCCUGCCUGAGGUUAGACGAGAAGUUUCAACUCUUGGCUAGCUUAGGCAGCUGCGGCUUGGACAGGACAUUAUUCGACGCUCGUAUCUCCGCAAUGGGCGAACAUAUGCGACUACGCCACGUGAAUCAACGGGGAAGACUUCUACAGACUGGCUUGGCCAAUUGAUGGGACAUUUCUACCAUUGAACGAAGACCUUGCUCCGGUAGCCAAUCUGUUCACAUAAGCAUGCAAGAGUAGCCUCAUAUGGUCAACGAGCUUGCGUAACCAGUGGUAGGCCAUAAAUGCUUUGCAAGGCAGAUAGGUGCCCGUAAGGAACAGAAGACAAGCUGUUGCCUGGAAGACGUGAAUGAGGCCACGGCAUGUCUCGUCGUCAUUGUUCCAGCCCUUGCUUGCAUUAUCCUCGUUGAGAAGUUCCGCGUGAGUAUAGCAAUUCCUACGCCAGGUAGCGACAAUGUCGAAUAGGCGCCAGGGUUUGAUCCCAAUUUAGACGACGACUCGGAUGGCGAUCAUGCUGCCCAAAGUUCCUCAGUGUCAUCUACUGUCCCGAGAAGUUAAACGACAAUGAGAGACUCUAUGCAUGCCUGGCAUGGGCAAUUGGACACCUGGAAGAAACCCUUGAGGCUUAGCGGUCAGGUCUAAUGAAGCGCUACAUCAACGAAGCACCCGCUACUGAGGAUCUCUUCUGGUGGACUCCAUCAGCCUGGUAGACUUGGCCAUCUCGUUUGACUGAGCUUUCGAUUCGGUACCGCGGUUGUGAAAACGAGGGUUGAGUUGUUAAGUAUUCAUGGACGUCUGAGCUACGAACGGCAAGGUUUCUGACAUGGAGCCUAUCUCAGCAUCGUCGACACGAUAUUGAAAAUGAAGAGACAAACGUUAUGGAAGAGGCAAGCUGUGGGGUCAGAUCAGCUGGGAUAUACCAAUCGAUCCAUCUUUUCAAGAAUGCAUUCA
Messenger RNA from Colletotrichum scovillei, 3054 nucleotides. Its product is annotated as F-box domain-containing protein. Gene Ontology annotation, molecular function: protein binding. The coding region runs from base 251 to 2074 and encodes 607 amino acids. The transcript has a single exon. NCBI's taxonomy places the organism in Eukaryota, Fungi, Ascomycota, Sordariomycetes, Glomerellales, Glomerellaceae. The record is from RefSeq and is a predicted model, not a curated record.